GAUAAAAGUUAAGGACCUACAAGCACAGCAAUUUUUUUAGUGUGGGCCUAUUUCUACUUGUAAUAGGUCUGGAUGUAAUGAGGGAGUGUUGUGGCAUAUACAACGAGUACCACGAGUACUACUACUAUACAACCGACACAUGAUAACACACAUGACGAGACUAGGGAGAAACCAUGCAAGAGUUACCAGGCCAAGAUUAUUAUAUACGGCACUAUGGAUCAGUGAAUAUUACAAAAAGGCUCAACAACAGUUGCCGAGACUGCAUUGAUAGUGUGGGCCUAUUUCUACUUGUAAUAUGUCUGGAUGUUAUGAGGGAGUGUUGUGGCAUAUACAACUAGUACCACGAGUACUACUACUACAUGUAUACAACGGACACAUGAUAACACACAGGACGAGACUAGGGAGAAAUCAUGCAAGAGUUACCAGGCCAAGAUGGGGGUCUUUACGGGUGGGUUGCAGUCUUGACAGCGUGGACUGUCAGUUUAAUCUGGACGGGUUUCUUUAAAGGACUUGGGAUAAUGUUUCCAACUUUGCAGGAGCAGUUUGGAACAACUACGGCACUCACUGGUUGGGUAAUUGCAGCAAUUGGCAUCACAACGGGAGUGACAGCCCCCUUUGCCAGGCUAGUUGGCCGACGAUUUGGGACCGGUGUCUCAAUUAUGAUGUGUGGGUUCAUGGUCGGUGCUGCGUGUGUUGCCGGAUCGUUUUCAUCUAGCAUUGUCCAGCUCGCUUUGAUAUUAAUGGUGUUUGCAAGUUCUGGACUUGGAGUAUCACAAGUUCUCUCCAAAGCAGCAAUUGCUCAUCGGUUUCAAACAAAUUUUGCAACAGCCGUCGGAGUUUCUAAAACAGGAGGUUCCAUAAGUUUACUUUUAUUUGCACCUCUGACACAACUCUUCCUGGAUACGUACGGCUGGAGUGGCACCUUGUUGCUCAUUGGAGCAAUCUCGUUUCAUAUUACCGUAUGUGGCGCCCUCAUGGUCGUUGUUGAUAAGAGGAGGACAUCUUUCGUGAGAAAUUAUCACAAGAUUGAACAAGAAGAAAAUCAAUCUGGGCAAGAAACCAACCACCGAUGUAGCACAUUGUGGAAGUAUGUGGUCGACAGCUUGGAUAUGAAUCUACUUAGCAAUCCGCGUUAUUGGGCAGCAGCAGUUAUUUAUUGUUCUACCUUUGUAUCAAUCGAUAUGUGGACACUUUUCUUCGUGUCGAUGGCUCAAUCGAAAGGAUUCUCUCCCGAAGAUGCGGCGAUAUUUGUCACCGUUGCGGGCGUAGGUAGCUUGUUGUCAAAACUGAUUCAAGGAUUCAUCGUAGACCGUGUAUUAAAGUCUUAUUCGGGUUUUAUGUUUGUUAUGUUAGUCACAUCAUCUUCUAUGUUCUGCGCAACUCCGUGGCUUGACACUUAUUGGCUCAUGAUGAUGUCAUCUUUCUCUGUUUUGUUUUGCCUUGGUGCCCUCACUUGUCUUCAGGAUCUUCUAUUCAAACAAGUCAUUGGUGUAGAGAGGAUGGUCGGUGUAUAUGGCUGGUUGGGGGUAAAGACAGGAGCUCUACGCUUAGCCAUUGAAUUUCUUCCAGGAUUCUUCUAUGACCUUAGCGGCAACUUCAAUGGAGCAUUUAUCUUCAUUGGUGCUGUGCAGUCUCUGGGUAUGGUUCCUCUGCUAGUGCUCAUGUACUUAAAGAUCGUCCAUUGACUGCACGCAGCUGGCCACUUAAAGAAGAGAGAAAUUGCUGUUGUAGGUGGUCUCCCAUCUUUUAAAAUAACUGAUGACCCAAAACUUGCUCCGUGAAAGUUUAGAAAUCGUUGUCGAAGAAAACACCGUUUUGUGUUUUUCACUGUUCUUGACAAAGUGUUUGCCCAACCCGGUGUGGCGGUUUCAACUUUCCGCCGUGUUCAGUUUUCCGAAUGACCAAAUACGGUAACAUCAC
Messenger RNA from Asterias rubens (European starfish), 1920 nucleotides. RefSeq names its product monocarboxylate transporter 12-like. The transcript has 4 exons. NCBI's taxonomy places the organism in Eukaryota, Metazoa, Echinodermata, Asteroidea, Forcipulatida, Asteriidae. The record is from RefSeq and is a predicted model, not a curated record. Gene Ontology annotation, biological process: monocarboxylic acid transport; transmembrane transport. Gene Ontology annotation, molecular function: monocarboxylic acid transmembrane transporter activity. The coding region runs from base 411 to 1685 and encodes 424 amino acids.